Cuscuta epithymum is the source of this 4480-nucleotide messenger RNA. Lineage: Eukaryota; Viridiplantae; Streptophyta; Magnoliopsida; Solanales; Convolvulaceae. The record is from the annotation of a GenBank genome assembly.
AGGGAUUCCAAUUUAUCCCAUAAAGCCUUAGCAGAUUCAAUGAUUCCAACUUUUCUAAGGACAGAGUCAGAGAGGUUCAAGUAAAUGGUGGAACAGGCAGUCUCAUUCAUUUCUAAUUGCUUGGGUUUAUCCUCAGUAUCUAAAAAUUUAUCAGUUACAGCCCUAUAAACCUUUUGUUGUAUCAACACACACUUUAUCUUCUGUUUCCAGAUGUCAAAGUCAGUUUUACCAUUGAAAGGAAGCAUGCCAUACACAUUGGAAGACAUGGUAAACAACAAUUCACAAGGUAAAUGAGCCUAGAGUAAUACAAGGCUUAGCCCUAGCUGGUUAGGCUGCGGACUAAGGAACCACGCAGAUCCGGGGCCACUGAGGUGGCUGGCAGGGAAUCCCUUAGCCCUAACCUCAAGUGCCUAACCCAACUAGGUUAUUAUGCCACAGUAUUACCAAGGAUCAAAAACCAACACAGGUAAAAGAACAGACUGGAAACAGAUAAAGGCAAGACAAGCAAGAUUCACAGGGGGGUUAAUAAAUCGAAGAUCACACAGAUGAGCCAGUGGAACACACAGAUACUUCAAACAAUCACAAAGAUAAUGGUGGUCCAAGUACGACACGGAUUGGCACCACUCAUACACAAAUUCAUCAACCUAGGGUUUCUGCAGAGCUGACUAGACAGUGUCUGCACAUACCAAGAUGGCUCUAGGGUUUCUAACCGGCAAACCAGUAACCUAGGGUUACAGAUUAACCCAUGCAACACAGAUACCGGUGGCACUCCGGCAGCCCAAGAGUCAGGGUCAAGUUUUUAUACCUGAGCGGAAGUCCAGGUGGAACUGUCCGACUUACCAAUGCAGCGGAAGAUUCUGGAGUCGAGGCGUUACCAGGCGGGAGGACUUCCGGCAGGGUUCCGAUGAGGAGAGGCAGCGUCCGCGGCUCUGAUACCACUGUAGAGACUUUAGGACCGGCUCAGACCUCAAUCACCACACCACGAAGGUAGCUCAUCAUCCAACCACCAGAGGGCUUCAAAAGGGAAAAGGGGAGGGCAACAGCCACAGCACUCAACCUCACUCUGAUGAACCCACCGGAGAAAACCCCCCAAACCCACUGGACAAGAGUGAAGCACCCAAAGGUAUUCCCAGGAGACCGUCGGAGGGUGGCCGGAGCACAGCCCUUGACAGUUCCUCUCUCUCUCACUCUAGAACCAGGGCAACACUCUAACCGACUCAUCUGAACAAGGAAGAAGAGAGUGGCUGAAAUAGGAGAGUCUAGAAGGAACGGGACAAAUAUACCAAGGGCCACAAGAGUCACGGGCUGGACAAGACAAACAAAGGGGGAGUGGGCUGAUCAGGGUAAACAACAAGGAGCAAGUGGGCUGGUCAGGGUGGACAGCCCAACAUGGGCCAGAGACAUUAAAUGUGAAUGGGGCCAAUACCAACUCACAAGUUUGAGAUUGUCGUCUAAGUCCAGUCAGGCUUUCCGCAAGGAGUAGAUAUAGAUAAAGACAAUCCCUUGCUUCUAAGUAGUGCCUAUGAAAGUUGAGGAAUUUAAGAUGGAAGGACCAAAACAAGUUUUUCUCAAGGAUUACAAGCAGCCCGACCACUACUUUGAUACGGUGAAUUUGAAUUUUUCACUAGGUGAGGAGAGAACAAUUGUCUCUUCUAAAAUUACUGUCAUCCCCAGAGUUGAAGGUGGCAGUUCAUCCCCACUUGUUUUGAAUGGACAUGAUCUGAAGUUGCUUUCCAUACUUGUUAAUGGCAAUGCGCUGAAGGAAGCAGAUUUUCACUUGGACUCGAGGCAAUUGACUAUUGCUUCACCCCCUAGUGGCAAGUUCACUUUGGAAAUUGUUACAGAAAUAUAUCCGCAGAAAAACACAUCAUUAGAGGGUCUUUACUGGUCAUCUGGUAACUUCUGCACACAAUGUGAAGCUGAAGGUUUUCGUAAAAUUACGUUCUAUCAGGACCGUCCUGAUAUUAUGGCAAAGUACACUUGUCGCAUCAAAGCAGAGAAAUCCCUGUAUCCUGUGUUGUUAUCUAAUGGAAACCUUGUUGAGCAAGGAAAUCUAGAGGGAGGAAGACAUUACGCCAUUUGGGAGGAUCCUUUCAAGAAACCUAGUUAUCUCUUUGCAUUGGUUGCUGGACAGCUGAGUAGUAGAGAUGACUCAUUUAUGACUCGCUCAGGCAGAGAGGUCUCCCUUCGUAUUUGGACCCCUGCACAGGAUUUGCCCAAGACAGCACAUGCUAUGUAUUCUCUUAAAGCAGCCAUGAAAUGGGAUGAGGAUGUGUUUGGUCUUGAAUAUGACUUGGAUCUUUUCAAUAUUGUUGCCAUACCAGAUUUUGACAUGGGAGCAAUGGAAAACAAGAGCUUGAAUAUAUUCAAUUCCAAACUUAUCUUGGCUUCUCCUGAAACUGCAACUGACGGAGAUUAUGCUGCAAUUCGGGGGGUUAUUGGGCAUGAGUAUUUCCACAACUGGACCGGUAAUAGAGUGACAUGUCGUGACUGGUUCCAGCUUAGUUUGAAGGAAGGUCUUACAGUGUUCCGUGAACAGGAAUUUUCAUCUGAUAUGGGAAGUCGUACUGUGAAGAGGAUUGCUGAUGUUUCAAAGCUUAGAAUGUAUCAAUAUCCUCAGGAUGCGGGUCCCAUGGCUCAUCCUGUGCGGCCUCACUCAUAUAUCAAGAUGGAUAACUUCUACACUGCAACGGUAUUAUUACCUUAGGAAUUUUGCUCGCAUUGUAUAAUUAAUACUUUGGAUUCUAUUUUAUUUUCCUGAGGUGACUUGUACACUGAAUUUGUUGGGACUGCUUUUCUACAGGUGUAUGAAAAGGGGACUGAAGUUGUCAGAAUGUACAAAACCUUGCUGGGAAGUGAAGGAUUCAGAAAAGGAAUGGACUUAUAUUUCAAGAGGCAUGAUGGACAAGCUGUAACUUGUGAAGACUUUUUUGCAGCAAUGCGAGAUGCAAAUAAUGCAGACUUUGCUAACUUUUUGUUAUGGUACUCUCAAGCUGGAACCCCUCUCAUAAAGGUUGCUUCUACUUAUAAUGAUGAUUCUCAUACUUAUUCUCUAAAGUGCAGCCAAGAUGUCCUUCCCACGCCCGGGCAGACUUCAAAAGAGCCAAUGUUUAUUCCUAUUGCGGUAGGUCUGUUAGACUCAAGCGGUAAGGACAUACCUUUGUCAUCAGUGCACUCUUCUGGGAGGUUGGAAAGUAUUAGCACUGGCCAACCAGUCUACACUACAGUUCUUAGGCUAACAAAGAAAGAAGAAGAGUUUGUGUUCAAUGACAUACAGGAGAGGCCUGUCCCAUCUAUACUACGGGGGUUUAGUGCCCCCAUCAGACUUGAGUCUGAUCUUACUGAUGCAGAUCUAUUUUUCCUUCUCGCUCAUGACUCUGAUGAGUUCAACAGAUGGGAAGCCGGACAGGUUUUGGCAAGGAAGUUGAUGAUCAAGCUUGUGGCUGAUUUACAGCAAAACAAGUCCUUGUCUCUUAACCCGCAAUUUGUGCAGGGAAUAAAAAGCAUCCUUAAUGAUUCGAGUUUGGACAAGGAAUUCAUUGCAAAGGCAAUAACUUUGCCUGGGGAAGGAGAGAUCAUGGACAUGAUGACUGUGGCUGACCCUGAUGCUGUUCAUGCUGUUAGAACCUUCAUUAGGAAGCAAGUCGCUGCUGAACUAAAAGAAGACCUUCUCAGAACGGUCAAAGAUAAUAAGAGCUAUCAACAAUAUGAAUUUAAUCAUCGUGAUAUGGCGAGGCGUGCUCUAAAACAAAUUGCUCUUGAGUAUCUCGGGUCACUUCAAGGCCCAGAGAUUGUCGAGCUGCUUUUGCACGAGUAUAAAGCUGCAGCAAAUAUGACAGAUCAAUUUGCUGCUCUGGUGGCUAUUGACCAGCAGCAUGGUCAAACUCGGGAUGAAGUUUUGGCCGAUUUCUAUGAUAAGUGGCAGCAUGACUUCUUGGUUGUAAAUAAAUGGUUUAGCCUCCAAGGUGCAUCAACCAUUCCUGGUAAUGUUGAAAAUGUAAAGAAACUGUUGAACCACCCAGCCUUUGACCUGUGCAGUCCAAACAAGGUGUAUUCAUUGAUUGGAGGAUUUCGGGGAUGUGCUAUUAACUUCCAUGCAAAGGAUGGUUCAGGCUACAGAUUCUUAGGAGAACUUGUGGUGCAGCUUGACAAACUUAAUCCCCAGAUGGCUUCCAGGACGGUGUCAGCCUUCUCCAGGUGGAAGCGUUAUGAUGAAACCAGACAAGCUCUUGCCAAGGCACAGUUGGAGAUGAUCUUGUCAACUGAAGGGCUCUCGGAGAAUGUAUUUGAAAUUGCUUCAAAGAGCUUAGCUGCCUGAUCAGUAUUAAAAAAAACUUAGCUGCCUGAUUUUAUUGUGGAUUUUGUCAAUUUUUUCUUUUUCUUCCUGAACCAGUAGCUCAACUGUCUCUAUGCUUGCUAUGAAUCUACAAUAUCAUGUAGAAAGAUUUCAAUCUAUAAUUGUUGCUAGCCUCUAUAAUUU